Messenger RNA from Zootermopsis nevadensis, 2726 nucleotides. The record is from RefSeq and is a predicted model, not a curated record. NCBI's taxonomy places the organism in Eukaryota, Metazoa, Arthropoda, Insecta, Blattodea, Termopsidae.
UUUGUUCGUUUGGGUAGUGUUUUUACGGUCGACAGCAAGAUGUACAUCUUUGACAACUUUAAACUGACAACAAUUAACGAAAAUUUGUACGUAGUUAUGUUUUGUGCCAGCAACAAUAAAUUUCAUGUCAACAACAGAAAUACAGCCCAAACUAUUUUAUCUCAGAAGUCAACAACUGUUUUAGUUGAAACCAUGGUAACUGUCAACUGGAAGUCUGUGUAUGUAUAAAUUAGCGACAACAGAGUAUAAUUAACAUAGGUGAGCGAACGUUUCUCGUGUUUAGUGAUCAAUUUGAGCAAAAGAGAACAAGAGAUCAGGAUGGACAGAAGAGGCGUAGCUCCACCUACCAAUAUGUCGGGAAACCGUACAUUCUAUCCACAGCCUCGGGCUAACGACCUAGCAUUUACGAACGUUAUACAAGUUAUUCAAGCCACUGGAGGCAAUCUUGGAUUAUUUAUUGCCAAGUAUGAUCCAGCCAAAACAGCAACACGUUUCAGAAACUCUUAUGAUCAGGACGAAAUUCCACGUCAGGGAAAAUCUGAGAAUUUGCCGCGGAGAAGAGGUAGUGUUGUCGAUGGAAUAUCAAAUUACAGUCGAUUUAAGCCUGGUGCCAGCAGCUCACGAUAUCAGCCUGUUCCUCAAGACCAGAGACACAAAUCUAAGGACAUGAGUCCGCCUGUCAGGAAAAAUGAUUUUCCUAAGAGACGCCGUUUAUCAGGUUAUGACGCGAAUGAGUGUAGAGAUAACGUCACACCGAGGAGCCCGACUCUGGUAGAAGACAGAGAUUCGGAAUGGCAGACGAGAGCUAAUACGAUUUUCACCAGCACCGGCGAGGAAAUCGAUAAAGACUUCUAUGAAAGUCUACCUGAUAGGGUUGACAUCUCUGAGGUUGACAUACGAGGCCAGCGACCUCUAGUACGUCCUUACCAAGUAACCCCACAGAAUGAAUUUGCGUCCGCAUCUGGAGAUACGAGUCCCUUGUUCACGAUGCCAAAUGCGCACGAAGUCAAGCAUGAUGCCGAAAGCAGUAAUAACACCCCGUAUUAUGCGUUCUUAAAAGAAUUAAUUGAUGGCGAUGAUACAAACGAAGAGACCGACAGUAGGAGGAAUGUCCCAUAGUCGGGAUCUGCCGACCGUUCAACCGGAACCGCAUAUCCAAAGGAUCAUAGAGACACUGACCAAGAAAAGGCCUAAGGAGGGUGGACAGAAGAAAGUCAGUUGUUUUAGGACAAAAAUUGUGCGAACAACUGUUAAGCACCAUAAUAGAUAAUUUGAAAAUUUGGGGGAUUUGGUCCCUUGAGGGACUGAGUUAAUUGUAGAGGGCAAGAUUUUAUUCCCGCUGUUGGAGGUGUGCGAAAGUUUCAGCAAAUUUGAAGGUGUUCGUGUGACUGGUGAAUGACGAGACCCGAGUACUCGGUUGUGGAAGAUACUCAAGAAGUUAUAUUUUACAUGCUCAAAGCGUUGAGUACAUAGAUGGCUACCUUUUGGACUGUAGCGCCUUGUGGUGUGGUAGACGUUAAUAAAGUUUGAGAGGUCCUUGUGCCUCCAUCUUCAGGGCGAGGAGUAAGAACCGCGCGUCUUUGGUUUUCAGACAAAGAACCAGUCAAUGAAGGCAAAACUUUGGCCGGACCAGUGGGGCGUAGGGUAGUGGACGGGCAGUGGCCCGGGAGGUAACGAGAGAGGGGAAGGUCGUGCCUCAUUCUGGCCAGUCGGACACUCCCCAACCUUGCUCGAUCCGGACCCCCAUUGAUCCGUCCAAGGUUUUACCCUGACUGACUGGUUCUUUAUUUGAAAAUCGUAGACGAUCGCGGGUUACUCCUGACUCUGAUGAUGGAGGCAGCAAGGACCUCUGAAAUGUCGGUAAGUUUCUAGCAGACUACAAAGCGCUACAGCCCAGAAGGCAGCAAGCCAUCUUCAGACUCACUGUCGUGAACACUUCAAAUCCAACGUGUUUCAGUAUUUACAGGGUUAUUCAUAAUUCCCUAAUACAUUACAAAAAAUCGCUAGCCUUGAAUGGUACAAUGGAUGUUAACAUAGGACUUGCCGAUAGAAAGAUAAACUCGCUACGUUUAUUUUACACACCUCAUAAAUGCUCUAUGUGUCCUCCCUUGUUACGCGGCAGACGUCAAGCCGAUAAUCCAUUUCCGCCCGUACCCGCUGCAGCAUGUCACGAUCGAUUUGUGAGAUGGCAGCUAUGAGUCGUCUUCGCAGCUCAGCCAGAUCCCGUGGCAGAGAUGGUACAAAGACCUGGUCCUUAACGUACCCCCAUAAGAAAAAAAUCACAUGGCGUCAAGUCUUGUGAUCGGAGUAGCCAACGAAGCAGUGCAUGGUCAUUGGCAACGUUGUGGCAAAUGCUGAUUGAGGUAUGAAUAACCCUGUAGUUUUAUCAUUGUUUUUGGACAUCGGGGAGGAGGUCCUUAGUUCAAAGGCACAGAAGCAGGGAUCUAAAGCCAACGAUGGCCACACUGAUUCGAAACAUGUCGUUCAAGUGAACAGUAAACACAGUGUGCAAAAAGCAACGUGAAGAUAAACCAAGAAUCCAGCGUAACACACCGAAUGCUACACAACAGAAGUAUUCAUUCAACAAUAAAAUAUCUAAUUCUAGGUCUUUAUAUUUAUAAAACAGAAUGUACAAUAAAGGCUGUUAAUUUGUGAAGAAAUUUAACUGUAAUUUAAUGGUUGUUGUAAGGAUAAAUAUAAAGACAUUAAAUGAUAUUGUCGUCGAA